This is a messenger RNA of Parnassius apollo (apollo), 402 nucleotides long. Lineage: Eukaryota; Metazoa; Arthropoda; Insecta; Lepidoptera; Papilionidae. The record is from the annotation of a GenBank genome assembly.
AUGAAUGAACCACAAAAAGAAUGGACAAACAAAAGUAUCAUAACAGAGAUCAAUGACAGAAACUUGAUGUGGACAGAACUACAGAACAACCCAGAAAGAGAAGACCUGAGAGAAAAGUUUAUCACCAAAAGACAUAAAAUAAUGAAGUUGAUACGGGAAACAAAGAAUUCAUAUUAUAAGAAGGAAUUCGACAAAUACAGUGGAAAGCCCAAAAAGCUAUGGAAUUUACUCAAUAUCCUUACAAAUAAUAAAUUUAAACAAAGAUGCGCUCCUCCCAAACUUAUUGUUAAUUCAAUAGAAGUUACUGAUCCUCAUGAGAUAUGCAAUAUAUUUAAUAAAUUUUUCGCUACUAUAGGGCCAUAUUUAGCUGACGAAAUACCUAUUCAGUUCCAUGUAAAUUAA